Molecule: messenger RNA, 186 nt
Organism: Miscanthus lutarioriparius
Lineage: Eukaryota; Viridiplantae; Streptophyta; Magnoliopsida; Poales; Poaceae
Source: the annotation of a GenBank genome assembly
AUGGAGGAUCUACAUUCAAGCACUAGGAUCAACGUGGAGAUUUAUGUACUAAUGACCGGUGAAGAUGUUGCAACAUUGGGACCACAAGAAGUCACCAAGACCCAUCAGUUGUUCGACAGGGCGAAGAAAUCUGAUAGGGCUUUGCUCCUCUUCAUAGAUGAAGCAAAUGCUUUCUUGUGUGAGUAA